UUUCAGCUCAAAGACACGACAAAACCUGAAACAAGCUGAAGACCUACAAUGAAGAUUCUGAUACCGCUGCUGACCCUGAUAGUCAGAAGCAGUCAGCUGAGUCUGAGCGAUUGUGGGUCGGAGGCGAGGCGGCCGCUGAUUGAUGACAUCUCGGUGGAGUGUGGGACGUCGUCCAUCGGCCUGGCGGUGGAGAUCUGCCCGGUCAUCUACACCGGCUACAAUGAGACCCUCCUGAUCCUGAACCACAUGAUGGACCCGGUCUGCAGGGCGACGCUGGACGACUCGGUGAAUCCGCCCGUCGCUCGAUUUAACUUCCCCCUGAACACGACUCAUGCCUGCGGAAGCACCUUCAGGACCACCAGCGCCGCCGGGACAGGCAUCUUCUCCGACUUCUCCAACAUCCAGACGGUGAACAUCAGCGGCAUCAUCCGGUCCAUUGACAUGACCACCGGAACCAUCACCUACAACGCCGAGCUGAAGUACUACUACUCCUGCGCCUACCCGCUAGAGUACCUGAUCAACAACACCCAGAUCGACGUGUCGGCCUCCUCGGUGUCGGUGAAGGACAACAACGGGAGUUUCAUCAGCACCCUGAGCAUGCAGCUGUUCAGCGACUCCAACUACACCCAGCCCAUGGUCAUCCCGGAGCUGGGCAUCGAGCUGAGGACCGACGUGUUCGUGGAGGUGAAGGCGACCAACCUGACGGGUCAGUACCACGUCCUGCUGGACCGCUGCUACGCCUCCAUCUCCCCGCUGCCCACCAACUCCAGCUUCUUCAACCUGUUCGUGCCGUGCUCCAAGGACCGCUUCACCACCAUGAUCGAGAAUGGCAACAGCCAGACGGCCCGCUUCAAGUUCCCUGCGUUCCGCUUCAUCGAGCAGCAGAACGAGACCGUGUCCACCUACUUCCUGCACUGCAUCACCCGGCUGUGCGAGAAGAGCACCUGCAGCACCUUCAAGCAGUGCAACAACCGCAGGAAGAGAAACACCUUGGACACCUCUGCCGUCACCUACACCAUCACCUCGCCGGAGAUCAUCACCAAAGCCGAGAGCACCGACUCCAAGGAGAAGCCCGUCGCCGCGCAAGACAAGGACGACUCGGCCGUCGGGCUCGGCGUGGCCGUCGGCAUCCUCGCCUUCGCCUGCGUAGUUGCCCUUAGUGUCGCUGCCUUGUUUUACAAAAGGAUCAGGAACUAAGGAGGCGUCGCUUUGAGGUGUUCUGUACCUUCGUCUUUACUUUAUGACUUUUUGGGAGAGAUGCUGCUGCUUCGUCCCAAACUGCAUAUCAGUCCUGGAAAGAUAGUUGGGAGAGUGACGGCUCUUUAGACGAUUCGGUAGAUUUCUUAGUAAAUUCCCCCAAAAUGGACCAAGAGAAAAAAGCUAUGAGUGUUAAUGCAUGUCUGCACUUUAUAAGCUUUGAAAUAAUAAUAAUAAUAAUAAUAGUGAAAGAAAAAUGGUGACUUGUAGGGAAAAUAGCCAAACAAAUGUUCCGGUUUCUACAUGUGGAGUGUUGGGUGUGUUUUUGAAAGUGAAGUCAAAGUACCUUUCAAAGUAUUAUGUCUCUAAUUUAUUGAAUCACUUAAUAAAGUUAUGACACCAAACAGACUAAAUUGCCUGAUUCCUGAGUAUCUUUCUGUCUUCCUCUGACUGGUUGCUUCACCUUCUAAAGUCUACUAAGCACCUCCACAAAGCACCACAGCUUUUAUUAGCUGUUUUAGAUGAUUUACUGACAAAAAACUGUAGAACAAAAUCUGCUUGUAUGUUAGUCAUCACUGGUUUGUAUGCAUUUCCUUCACUGUAUCGAAUAAAAACUACAAAAACAA
Molecule: messenger RNA, 1823 nt
Organism: Amphiprion ocellaris (clown anemonefish)
Lineage: Eukaryota; Metazoa; Chordata; Actinopteri; Pomacentridae
Product: zona pellucida-like domain-containing protein 1
Exons: 1
Coding region: 49-1197 (382 amino acids)
Cellular component (GO): cell surface
Source: RefSeq, a predicted model, not a curated record